Molecule: messenger RNA, 300 nt
Organism: Stereum hirsutum FP-91666 SS1
Lineage: Eukaryota; Fungi; Basidiomycota; Agaricomycetes; Russulales; Stereaceae
Exons: 2
Source: RefSeq, a predicted model, not a curated record
AUGGCUCACAGCUUAGCAGCAGAAUGCACUCCGCUCAAAAUCGAAUAUGACUCGUGCUUUAACUCUUGGUUCGAAGGCUACCUCGAGCCCGCCGUCUCAGCGUCCGCCACACCUGACCAGAGAGCCAAAUAUUCGAAACAGAAGGCGGAAGAAUAUGAGAACAAGUGCGGGAAGAUAUGGUCGAGUUAUCGGGAAUGCGUACAGAAAGCCGUAAAAGACAAAGGCCUGAACGACCUUCUAGACGAGGCGCGGAAAGAGAACCCCCUCAAAGAACCGCCGUCCAAUCCGUCUUCGUCGACG